AUGGCAACAACUGCAAAGGUUGACUGGGUCAAUCUCUGGCUAGAUUCCAACAUGAUCGACGGAGGGAAAGCCUACGCCCCAACUCCUUUCCCGGCUCUACCCGAGCUCUUCGCGGACCAAAUAGAAGAGCAGAUCAACCCUGCACUAGAUCCUUACUUCCAAGAUAUCCCAUUCAACAAUGCCAUGCAAGAGCAAGACCCGGCGUUGGCCGAAUUAAUGGGACCCGACACAAAUGGUGAUCUCGAUUCUUUCGACCCGAUGUUUGAAUGUCUGCUGCCUGCCUUCUCCACCAUUGACGCUCCCAAUUCUGAUCAAAACAUUCCUCCCCUCGGGUCGCCAGCGCCAUCAGAAGAAUCCUGGAGCCAGAAAACCUCUUCCUCAGAAUCGGAAAGCCGCCCCUCCCGCCGAAAUUCUGUUCAAGGCAAAGCCAAAAAUCACCGCACCGGACGUCCUAAGAUCUAUGAAGGAUCGCCACAAGAUCGCAACCGCCAAGCCGUCAAAAAGAAUCGCCAAAAGCAAAAGGAGGAGGCGUUGGCCGAUAUCCUCGAGAGCUUCCAGAGAUUGCGCGAGAGCUACAAUCCCGGCCAGGGAAUCAGCUGGCACAACGUUGAGCGCAUCUUAAAACCGCUUUACGUUAGAAACGCUGAAGGUCAAAUCUUCGCCAAUACGAUAAUCGAGCGACAAAAGGCGAUCUCGAAGCUUAAGUACCGAAAUCCCUGUAAUAGUCGUGGAGCUCGUAAG
This is a messenger RNA of Mesorhabditis spiculigera, 741 nucleotides long. Lineage: Eukaryota; Metazoa; Nematoda; Chromadorea; Rhabditida; Rhabditidae. The record is from the annotation of a GenBank genome assembly.